AUGGCGUCACAAUCUGAGCUUGAACCUCUUUCACCCAACGAUUACGGCAUUAGACGGCCGCUACAAUCUCAGUUUUCACAAGGAUCGAGUUCAGUUGGCGCGAACUCGUGGAGCUUCUGGCGUCGACAUCCGAAGAAAACAGCACAAUUACAACAAAAUGAUGGCAAUGGUAAUUAUAAACUCAAAAGCCGCAGCGCGAAAAAAAGUAACCGAGGGUAUUCCUUAGGAUCGCGAAAGGGCUGGAAGCCGCUAUCUAUGGAACCUGCCAUUCUAGUGCUGAUAACAUUAUUGACUCUUCUCAUCGCUGGUGCAGUUGAAGUGUUAGCACACCUCAGCCAAUCCAGGGGCGGUCUUGCGCUAUCACGAACCCAAGAUGAGAUUCCACAGUACGCGAUGAUCAGCUAUCUCUAUGUUCCCAACAUCGUUGCUGUGUUGUACAGUCUCAUAUGGAGCUGGGUAGAUCUCGAUGUUAAGCGAAUGCAGCCAUGGUUUGAGCUAUCCAAGCCUGAGGGAGCGACAGCCGAGAAUUCCAUGUUUCUUGAUUACCCUUACGAUUUCAUUGCUACGGUUCCUGUCAAGGCUGCUAGAAGAAGACAUUGGCCAGUAUUCUUUGCUGGAACAGUGACGGUAGUCAUCUUUUGGCUCAUCACUCCUCUCCAAAGUUCCAUUAUGGGAACCGGCUUUGUGAACAAGACAGAGCCGGCGAUAAUAUCAACGAGAUCAUCCCUGGUUCCGCUCGCAAACCAGCCGGCGCUUUUGAACAACGAAAUCCUCAACACAGGAUUCGCCGUAGAGUGGCUUGGCCAAUCUUUCCCCUCUUUCACGACCCCCGACUAUGCAAUACUUCCGUUCUAUAUCGAUAAUGACCCUGGCGCGUCUCAACAGCAGCUCAACUGGACGGCUGAGACAACAAAACUUUGGACUGAGCUUGAAUGCCGGCCUGCAAACACCUACUGGAGCCCUACACUGGGGCGCACUUUUGACAACGGCCAGGGCUGUAAUAUCAGUGUCGUAAUACAAUUCACCUCAAACUUCUCCAUGUAUUAUAUUGGAUAUUAUGACAGUCCUUUCGCGGACUGGAGCUUGUCAGAGAGCCCAGAGUGUCCCUCCUCAGCAAAUGCGGAACAUCAAUUCCUCGCGAUUUGGGCAGCAACAGAUUACCCUACCGAUGCUGAAGUCAAUGUGACAGCUCUUUUCUGCCAGCCGUCUUAUUAUAAACAGCAAGUCAUGGUCACAAUUGUCACAGAUGGCUAUAAGCCGCAGAAUGCCUCUGUUCAGCCCAUAUCACCUCCAGAAACUCUCACUGAGAGAGAAUUCAACUCGACGUCUUUCGAGUUCCUGAUCGCGAUAGGAAUGCCGAGGGAGACACCUUUGCUUAUCAAGCGAGACUUUCCUUUUGAACAAGUCAUGCAGUUAGGCCCUCGGCUAGAUAAAGCAAACUUGACUAUUAAUUUUCCUAACAUGGUUGGAUAUGCUCUUGCUGGCCGUAACGAGCCGGCAACUCCAUAUGGAGAUCCGAAUACUCUCCAUGAGGCAUUCAAUCGCGCUCAUAAAUAUCUCUUUGCUCUUGCUGUAAAUCAAUUGCUAUCUAAUGAGACAGAUGUGGGUAACAGCACGGCCGUUUCUUCGUUUCAGCAGAGCGGCAUCAUUGUCAGCAGAUUAUAUUCCGCCAUUGUCGAAAGCCUCCUUCUCCUUGUGGCAAUUUUUACCAUCAGCCUUAUGUGGUUUUGUCACAAGUCUACGAGCUACCUAAAAGCCAACCCAUCUUCCAUCUCAAGGCUCGUCGCUAUAUUCCGAAACGGGUCAGAAACAAACGAGCUAUUUCGUCCUGUAGAUCAUGCAGAUGAGAAAUCGUUGGCGGAACUAUUCCAGGGCGACAAAUUCCGCCUUGCUCGGAACAGAAACAAGGAUACCCAGAGCCUAUACAUAGAGAAGAUUGAUGAUUCUGAACAACAGCACAGCGAGAAAAGGUUUGAUAAGCCAACUGGCUAUUAUGCGCCUAUUCGACCGACGGCUUUGCGGAGAGAAAUGGGGCUGCUCUUUGGAGUAAUACAAAUUGGAGCUCUCAUCGGCGUUUUUUAUCUCAAAGCUCAAAAUGAUAAAGAAAAUGGCCUUAUUCGACCAUCCACCAAUUUUGAAGUGCUGCAAAUUCUCGAAAACUAUAUUCCUACUGCGUUUGCUACCUUUUCUGAGCCCUUCUGGGUUCUACUCAAUAGGUUCCUAUGUCUUUUACAGCCAUUUAAAACAAUGUCAACAGGGCGAAGCGAACCCUCCAAGUCCAUCGAAACAACAUACACGGCACUCCCUCCUCAGUUGGUGAUAUGGAGAGCACUCCGAGCGCGACAUCUCAUGCUAGUCAUGAUAUGCAUGAUUGCUUUGCUGUCGAAUGUUCUCGCCGUAGGACUCGGUGCGCUCUUCAAUGAGGAUCUAACAACGGCCAACUACACGGCCACUUUCACUCCGAAUGUCGCUCCACUGUUCGAUAACCAAUCUGUUUCUGGCUUAGAACAGUAUGCGUACAUAGCCAUGUCGAACAUCUCUACUGGAACGUCAUUGCCGCCUUGGACAACACCUGAUUACUUCUUCCAACCAUAUACUGUUAACAGCGGUAGCGAAAGCAAUAGCAGCAGUACUUAUCGCGUAUCAACUCGCGGCUUCAGCGUCAACGCAAACUGCACUGCCGUGCCAUCAUCAAAAGUUGCAGUUAAAUUUCCUCCCAAACUAGGAGACGAUUGUAUAGAUGAUGGCUCCUACUUUGUCGAGAUCGCCAAAAAAGCAAUCCGAACGAGCGAAACUACGAGACCCAGCGGACUAUCGUCCAUUGAAUACAACGGUUCGAGGAACACUUCUUGUGGUAGAGCCAUCACCUAUGGCUGGGGUCGAACACCACAAGGCCGAGACAUGAACGCCACUGUCGAAGCAAGCUUUACCUUUUGCCAGCCAUAUUUCCAAACGGCAAUGUUCGACGUGCGUCAUGAUUCCAUAGGCAACAUAUUGGCGUACGAACAAAUGAGCGAUAUUUCUACGCACUUGGAUGGCGACGACGGCGACGUACAGACAAAGAGAAUGAUUGCACAGAUGAAUGAUAUGCUUGGCAUUGCUUCUUACAUGCAAUGGCAUAAUGACACGUUUACAAGAGACUGGAUGAGUUACCUGGUGGUGAUAUCUCUCAAUUCUAGAGAUUUUCUGGACCCAAAAAAGCCACCGCCCGAUCCUAAUGACUUGUUACCGACAAUCGAGAAACUAUACCGACAGUUAUUUGUCAUUGUUCUCGGCGCCAACCUACAGCUCUUUGCACCUGGAGACCAAACCCUCUCAUUAACAGGCCAGAAGCUGACAGACGAAACACGAAUAUUCGUAGACCAGAACGCAUUCAUUAUAACUGUCACUAUCCUAGGCCUCAAUAUCAUCGCACUCGUCAUCUUCUACUCCCGCGGUGUCAUGGUUAAUCUGCCCCGUGUACCAACCACGAUUGGGUCGAUCCUUGCAUUCGUUUCCGCAAGCCACAUUCUUCUUGAUGAUGACAGAGAGUCAUCGUUGUCUGAAGAUAUCAAGGAAGCAAAGACAUACAGUUUCGGGCGGUACAUUGGAGUAGACCAGAAGGUGCAUCUGGGGAUAGACAUGGAUCCCCAUGUUGCAUUGGUUGAUCCGGCGUCGUUGAAAGAGAAGAGGUCUUUUAUAUAUAGGAUACUUCCCAGUGGGUUGAGGAAGAGAAAAGAGAUUGGGCCGGUGAGCGACAGCACGUGGCUAUGA
Messenger RNA from Trichoderma gamsii, 3753 nucleotides. RefSeq lists its product as hypothetical. The coding region runs from base 1 to 3753 and encodes 1250 amino acids. The transcript has 3 exons. The record is from RefSeq and is a predicted model, not a curated record. Lineage: Eukaryota; Fungi; Ascomycota; Sordariomycetes; Hypocreales; Hypocreaceae.